Serinus canaria (Common canary) is the source of this 4362-nucleotide messenger RNA. It is a transcript of the gene DGKI, whose product is annotated as diacylglycerol kinase iota. Gene Ontology annotation, molecular function: ATP-dependent diacylglycerol kinase activity; protein binding. Gene Ontology annotation, cellular component: nucleus. The transcript is spliced from 27 exons. The record is from RefSeq and is a predicted model, not a curated record. Bases 16 to 2364 code for a protein of 782 amino acids. NCBI's taxonomy places the organism in Eukaryota, Metazoa, Chordata, Aves, Passeriformes, Fringillidae. Gene Ontology annotation, biological process: regulation of synaptic transmission, glutamatergic; diacylglycerol metabolic process; lipid phosphorylation.
AAAGUCACCUGUUUCAUGCUACAUCACAUUGAGGAGCCAUGUUCCUUGGGGGCUCAUGCUGCUGUCAUUGUGCCUCCCACCUGGAUCAUUAAGGUGAAGAAACCUCAGAACUCCUUAAAGACUUCAACAAGGCGAAAGAAGAGAACAUCCUUUAAAAGAAAAGCCAGCAAAAGAGGAAAUGAAGUAGGUAUUCAAGAUAACAAAGGCCGGCCUUUUGUGAUAAAACCUAUCUCCUCUCCGCUCAUGAAGCCACUGCUGGUUUUUGUCAAUCCAAAAAGUGGAGGGAAUCAGGGCACCAAGGUUCUCCAAAUGUUUAUGUGGUAUUUGAAUCCACGCCAGGUCUUUGAUCUCUCUCAGGAAGGGCCAAGAGAUGCGCUGGAGCUGUACAGAAAAGUGCCGAACCUGCGGAUCCUGGCGUGUGGCGGGGAUGGGACGGUGGGCUGGAUCCUGUCCAUCCUCGAUGAGUUACAACUCAGUCCCCCACCUCCUGUGGCUGUCCUUCCACUUGGCACUGGGAACGACCUUGCCCGCACCCUCAACUGGGGUGGGGGUUACACAGAUGAGCCAGUGUCUAAGAUCCUGUGCCAUGUAGAAGAUGGAACCAUUGUCCAGCUGGACCGUUGGAAUCUCCAUGUUGAGCGCAACCCUGAUUUGCCCCAGGAUGAGCUGGAGGAUGGGGCACGUAAGCUUCCCCUCAAUGUCUUCAAUAAUUACUUCAGUCUUGGAUUUGAUGCACAUGUUACACUGGAGUUCCAUGAAUCCAGAGAAGCAAAUCCAGAGAAAUUCAACAGCCGAUUUAGAAAUAAAAUGUUUUAUGCUGGGGCAGCCUUUACAGACUUUCUGCAAAGAAGCUCAAGAGAUUUAUCCAAGCAUGUUAAAGUUGUGUGUGAUGGUACAGACCUGACUCCAAAGAUCCAGGAGCUGAAGUUCCAGUGUAUAGUGUUUUUAAACAUACCCAGGUAUUGUGCUGGCACAAUGCCCUGGGGGAACCCUGGUGACCACAGAGACUUUGAGCCCCAGCGUCAUGACGAUGGCUACAUCGAAGUCAUCGGGUUCACCAUGGCCUCACUGGCUGCUCUCCAGGUGGGUGGCCACGGGGAGCGGCUGCACCAGUGCCGGGAGGUGACGCUUUUGACGUACAAGUCCAUCCCCAUGCAAGUGGACGGCGAGCCCUGCCGGCUGGCCCCCUCCCUCAUCCGCAUCUCCCUGAGGAACCAGGCCAACAUGGUGCAGAAAAGCAAGAGGAGAACCUCCAUGCCUUUGCUGAAUGAUAUCCAUAAAGUGCAGUCUGCUGACCUGAGGAGAGUCUCAGCUCCCCCUGAUUCCUUCACUGUUCCUCACUCCAUCCCAGAUCGCCUGCGGAUUAGAGUGAACAGGAUUAAUUUACAAGAAUACGAGGGGCUACAUUACGACAAGGAAAAGCUCCGGGAAGCUUCCAUUCCCCUAGGGAUCAUAGUUGUACGAGGAGAUUGUGACUUGGAGACUUGUCGUAUGUACAUUGACCGUCUGCAAGAGGACCUACAGUCAGUAACCUCUACUACACAAAGAGUUCAUUACCAGGACCAGGAAAGCUCUUUCCCCAGAGUACUUUCUGUUCAGAGGCUCUCUCCUAGAUGGUGCUUCCUAGAUGCAACUUCUGCUGAUCGUUUUUACCGCAUUGACAGAUCUCAGGAACAUUUGCACUUUGUGACGGAAAUUUCGCAGGACGAGAUUUUUAUUCUGGACCCAGAGAUGGUAAUGUCUCAGCAGGUGGGGACGCCACCAGGAAUGCCUGACCUGGUAGUGGAGCAGGCAACUGGAAUAUCGGAGCGGUGGAACCCUGCGGUUCGGAAGAGGAUGCUAAGCGACAGCGGCCUUGGGAAGAUUUCUCCCCACUACGAGGUACCUGACAAACAAAAGGACGCCAGCCAGACACAUAUGCUGCAGUCGCCAGUUUCUUCAGAAGAUCAAGCACUUUUACAGGCAGUCAUAUCUGGUGAUCUACUGAAGUUCAUAGAAUGUUGUAAAAAAGGAGCCAAUUUGUUAAUCCAAGGACCUGAUCACUGCUCCUUAUUGCACCACGCUGCCAAGACUGGGAAUGGUGAGAUUGUGAAAUACAUCCUGGAGCAUGGUCCAUCUGAAUUACUGGACAUGACAGACAGUGAAACGGGUGAGACAGCGCUACACAAGGCAGCCUGCCAGCGCCACCGCGCUGUCUGCCAGCUCCUGGUGGAUGCAGGAGCCUCUCUGAGAAAGACAGACUCCAAGGGUAAGACCCCUCGGGACAGGGCUCAGCAAGCUGGUGAUCCUGAUCUGGCCUCCUACCUGGAGAGUCGACAAAACUAUCAAAUGGUUUCCCACGAGGACCUGGAGACAGCAGUCUGACGUCUGAAAAUGUCCCAGAGGAUCCCUGGAAAUCUCAAGACUGCGCCUGAGGCACUCGGGCCUCGUGUGAGGAAGAAACUGAUGGAACCCACGUGUCUCUCAUUCUCGAGGAAAAUACCUGAGGACAUGCCACCAGUUUCUAAGGGCUACUGAGUCUUGCCGGGAAUGGUUAUGUUCCAUAAAUUAGCCCAUGAUGGAUGAGGUGGGACACUCAAAGGUCUGUGGAAUCCAUAGGCCACGAAAAUUUACCUUUAUUGCUUCCAGCAAGUAGCAUGAACUUCUCCCAUGUUCAUCUCUAUAAUUUAUUAAAAAAAGAAAAAAAAAGGAAGGAGUAAAGAGGGUGCGGUGGAACAACAUCCAAAUGAACUGGUACAUUAAGCCACCCAACCAGGCUGUCCUCCAUCCUUACAGUUUCCUGCAUUGCUUUUAUUCUCCUGUUCCCCUCACUUCUCAUCAGUUAAAUAUUACCUGUUAUCUCUGUGUUGUCUUCACAAAUGGUCAGGCAGUAGCAAAAUGUUUGAGGAGCCCUGGAUGCCCUUAAGAAAUAUCCAGUGUUUUUACCAGCUACAUUCCCUCCCCUGCCAUCCUCUCAGAAGCUGUGUUGUCAGCACUUAGCCCCCAUGGAGUUUCCCUGCUUUUGGAGAGGAUGCUGCUUAUUGCCUUGUUUCACAGGGUUUGGGGCACAGUCAUAUUUACAGCAGUGACAAAACCACACCUCAUUGUUGCUGGGCAUGCAGUUAUGGUAUCCUCACUAAACAGGCAUUUGUAUGGAAAGGAUCUCUAUGGGAUGUACCAUGCUGAAUGCCAGAGCAGAAAGUCAUCGGGAAGGUUUCUCAUAUCACUUUUAGGCCUGUAAUGGCUGACCCAGCUCUUCUCAGGUUUCAGGCCUGUGUAGAAGUUGAUGGCUUCUUUAGUUCUUUACUUCUGAAAAGAUGGGUUUUACACUGGGAAGGGAUUUGUGCAAGACUGAGGGAAUUCUGAUGGACUCAGUGACAGACCCCCUUUACAGCACAGCCUGAGGGAGGAAGGAGACCUGGAACAUCAGCAGCCAGCCUGGGCUCGCUGCUGCCAACAAACAAAUGGGCACUGCCCUGGUCCCAUUGGGAAUGGGAAAACCUUCUUUGGCUGAACUUGUAAACUAUCUGAUUUUUCAAGGGAGCCAAGUUUUGGGGAGUCUGUCCCUGGAGAAAGACAAGCAGCAGCUCUUUGCCUUGUUACCCACAAUAGGUUUGAAAUGUAAAGCUUAGCUGCUGUAAAAGCCAGCUGUCUUCUGUACUCAUCUGUUCUCUGUCUUAUAACCAUAAAAGAAGAGAAAGCAAACAAAUACACAGGCAUAAAUAAAAUGUUUCAUCUUUGGGUUUCCAAUUGCUACAGAUAUCUGUUGACAAAAUAGCAGAGCUUCCACUUCUACGUUGUCAGAGCAGUGCCCAUGAAGAUGCUCAUGGCUGACUUUUGGCAUAACUCUUGCAAUACAUUUUUGAAUUUUGCUUUGUUAUCUGAUUCAAAAGAUCCACCAGUGUUUGUUUUCACAUCCCUUGCUUGGGAUAGGUCUCUAAUAGAUUGUGAUCACUGGGGUUACUUACAUUUGGAAACCAUGAAAAUAACUCAGGUCAUUAUCCAGAUAAGUUUUUCUUCUUUGGUAGAAGUGGAGAAAAUCAAAUGAAUACAAUUUUUUUUUUUAAGCACGAGUGAUUGUUGUGGUAGGGAGGGGGGAGCUGAACAAUAUAUUUUAAUUUUUUUUCCUCUUUUCAAAAGUUCAUUUGAUAUGGGCAAAAUAUUUCUUUAGUAUUUCUUCCUCUGGAAGGAAACUAUAUAUAUUUGUAAUCUAUAGAUCAACGGCGACAUGAAAUGUAUUUUGUCUUAUUUUCUGUCUACCUUUCUCAUUUAAAAAAUAAAAUAUGAAAGCCAAAUUACUUCCCUUGAUAAUUAUCCAGGGGCUUGUGGAUAAAAUAAGUAUGUGUAUAUAUUAGAACAGAAUUUGGCAACUGUUAAAAUAAA